Triplophysa dalaica is the source of this 5766-nucleotide messenger RNA. It is a transcript of the gene zc3h7bb, whose product is annotated as zinc finger CCCH-type containing 7Bb. The transcript has 22 exons. Gene Ontology annotation, biological process: miRNA processing. Gene Ontology annotation, molecular function: miRNA binding; metal ion binding; protein binding. NCBI's taxonomy places the organism in Eukaryota, Metazoa, Chordata, Actinopteri, Cypriniformes, Nemacheilidae. Bases 231 to 2945 code for a protein of 904 amino acids. The record is from RefSeq and is a predicted model, not a curated record.
UCUGCCUUUACGAACGCGCUAGCCUGUACGGUGUAGUUAAACUUGAGCGCAACUUGGGGAAAACGACUCUUAUGAAGAGUCUGACGUGUACUGUCCAUUAUUUUGAGGCUGGCGAAAUAAUCAAAAGUAUGAUUUCAAAGGAACGAGUACAUUUAAACCGUUAACCUGACAGUUCAAAGAAUUUAAUGCUUUGAUAAACAGUCACUGGUGGAAGAGAAGAAGUCGUAGCUAUGGAUACAGAACGACAGAAGCGUAAAGAAGAUAUACAAAAGUCUUUGGCAUUCAUUCAGUCAUCCUUGCCUUACCCUGAGCCUGAAUGUUACGAGGCAUUUCUGACUCAGCUAGUGUGUAAUUUGCUGGAUGAGGGUAACACAGUGUUUCGCGAUGGGGAGUGGAGACAAGCAUCAAAACAUUACACUGAGGGAAUAAAUGUGGCUCGCUAUGCUCAGUCUGAAGCGCUGGUCAUUCCCACAGAACUUUUAGAAGGACUGUAUGUAAACCGGGCAGCUGCGCACUAUCAUCUUGGGGAGUGUGAACGGGGAGUGCAAGACUGUGACAGUGCACUGUGUUUGUCAGAGGGAAGUCGCAGGGCACUAUACAGAAAGGCACUUUGUCUGAGAGAGCUGGGCCGACUCAGGGAGGCGUAUGAAUGUGGCACUGGAUGUCUACUCACUGCCCCUCAUGACAGGCAGGUCAGUGAGCUCGCACAAGAUCUAGCCAACAAAUUAGGUUUGAAAAUCCGCAAAGCCUAUGUCAGCCCUCAGCUUGAUUCCACAUCAUCUGGGGCAGACAGCAAUGGCGAAACUAAUUCUCCUACAGGGGAGACGUCAUCAAAUGGUCUAGAAUCUUUGACUGAUAUUGGAUCGGACCUGUCUAGUGCCCAAUGCAUCCCUGCACCUCUGGCCACACCAAUCCCAGUCAGUGAUGACCCACAAAUGCCCUCACUGAGCCCCAUUGUGUCCAAAGACAUGCCGGAUAGUCCAAGCCAGGAGCCUUCAGGACGUGUACCAUAUUCUGUGCCUGUAUCUGAACACAUGGGUGAAUGUGUGAUGAAUGAGGAAUGUCUGGACAUGCUCGAAAGUAUUCCUAAGGGAGCUGAGGUCAGCGUGAACCCAGUUCAGGGAGCCAUUCCCACUAACCUACCAAAUACAGCUGUGGGUUUGAGGCCUCCAUAUUCUCCUGGUCUCCCAGCAUCCUCCUCAACUUCUUUUUUUAACUCCGCUGUCAGUCCACUCCCAUCACUGGAGCCCUUCUCAGUGCUGGGUCAAAGUGAAUCCUCUUCUCAGAUGAUGGACUCACUCGGGCCCUUCAGCUCUGGGACAGGAACAGAAGAUAGUGGAGGAAAGGCAGAGUGUGGAUCUCUAAGCAUGGGUGGAUUAGAUUCUCUCUCCGAGUACACACUUCCUGGUGGACGAAUAUCUCACAGUUUCAUUCCUGGUUUGAGAAAUCAAAAUUCCACCACUGCAAACGGCCCAACAGGUACCAACCUUUCUCUGCUGUCACGAAACCCUCUGGCUGUCACCCAUGAGUUUAGACAGGCCUGUAAUGCCUGCUACAGUCGUAUAGGUCCCCGGGUCAUGGACUACCACUAUCAGCCAGAUGCAGCUCAUCGGUGUAAGAGAGACGUGCUUCUCUGUCGCCUCAAAUCGGCAGACGACCCCACCUGGAAAAGGGUGCGACCUCGUCCUGCUCGCAACAACUUCCUUGGUGCAUUUGUUCUCUGCAAAGAGGUGCAGGAGCGUCAGGAGUGUCAGUAUGGAGAGAACUGCACUUUUGCUUAUUGCCAAGAGGAGAUUGAUGUGUGGACCCAGGAGAGGAAGGGAGCUCUAAGCCGUGAGCUUCUGUUCGACCCUCUGGGCACCAAUGAAAGGCGGGCCCUCAGCGUCACCCGUCUGCUUCAGCUCCACAUGGGCAUGUUUAUGUUCCUCUGUGAGGAAUGUUUUGACAGUAAGCCUCGUAUCAUUAGCAAGCGAAGCAAAGAAAACCUCGCCGUAUGCUCCAACCUUACUGCACGACAUCCUUUUGAUGAUAACAAGUGCCUGGUGCACGUGGUUCGCUCAGCAAACGUGCGCUACAGUAAAGUACGCCCUCUUCACCCGCUCUGCCAGUUUGACGUGUGUCGACAUGAGGUGCGAUACGGCUGCCAGAGGGAGGAUAGCUGUUCCUUUGCACACUCUGUUAUAGAACUCAAGUGUUGGGUGCUACAGCAGGACACGGGUAUUACCCAUGAGGAGAUGGUGCAGGAGUCCAAGAGACACUGGCACAGAUUGGAACAGAAUGCACAUAGACAAAAGCCCAUGCUUGAACCCCACCAACACAGUAAUAGUAGCAACAACAGCAGCGCUAUCAGCAAUAGUGCCAUUGUCUCUGGGGGUGUGGUCAGUGGGGGAGGAGACUGCAUUGGGGGCGGAGGCACAGUAGGAGGAGCACUGGUGGGAUGCGGACGGGGUCGUGGCUUGAAUCUGAAGAUGAAGUUUGUGUGUGGACAGUGUUGGAGGGAGGGCCAGGUCAAUGAACCAGACAAAUCACUCAAGUAUUGCACUGCCAAAGCCAGACACAGCUGGACGAAAGAGCGCAGAGUGUUGCUAGUGAAAUCAUUUGAGAAGAAAAAGUGGGUGGUUGUGCGACCGCUGCCUUUUUCCCGUACCUACCCCCAACAAUAUGAUAUGUGCGUUCACGUCAUGAAACAGAAGAAGUGCCACUAUAUCGGGAACUGCUCUUUUGCACACAGUUUGGAAGAGAGGGAUGUGUGGACCUAUAUGAAAAACAACAGUUUGAGAGACAUGCAGCAGAUGUACGAGAUGUGGCUAUCAUUAACCAAUCAGAAUCGCAGAGUAGAUGGCACCCUCAUGACUCCUCCAGAAGAAAAACAGAUCGCUAUGCCAACUGACUAUUCUGAGUCAAUGGUUGCGCGGCGGCUGUCUGGAGGUGCAGGGGAUCUGUGACCCACGACGUGGUUGUCUGGAUGAGACUUCCUGUUCAGAUGUUCGUUUUUAUGGCCCUUCUCCACUUUAUCAGUGCCACUCUGGGAAGUACCAGGUUCUGCUGCCCUGCAAGGCAGACUGUCGGACUAACAAAGUGAUUGUUGCCACAUUUACACAUUUCACACACCACAUGCUUCAUUACUCAUUAACAAACACAUUUGCAUUCUCACCGACACGACACCCGGCACAGAAACACAGGUGUCAUGUAUGUGAAAGUGCACACUGUUAUUCCUGCAUCAAAGUUAGACUUAAAGACUUAAAGUUUUUUGAGUUGCUGAUAAAAUCACAUCCUCAAACCUCACUGUUCCCAUAGUGCUUUUUAAUAUUUGCAAGUUGAUUCCCCCACCUGUCAGUUUAAAGCACCAGUCAAGAAGCCACUCAUGUUUCGGUCAGCAAUGCUGCGUCAGAUGGCAGAUUUAUGUAGUGGUGCUUAACUCCAUUCCUGCCAUAUUGGUAGAGGAGUUCGAAUGUAUAGCCAGCUGUGGCAAUUUACAAAAACGACAUUUGUUAGCUAUAGAAUGUAUUUGACUUUAAUACCCACCCCCAGCAUGACCUGCUCCAUCAGCAUAAGUAAAUGCAGUUACAGGUCAUGCAAGCCUUCAUUUUCUCAUUCGAUUUGCAAUGGAUGAAGAUGGGGCAGUGUACAGUGAAGAGGACAACGAAAUGAUUUAGAUUGCUGUUUGCCAGUGAGUGGCACUAGUUCUUUGCCCUGGUCCAGUGUGAUCUGGCCAUUUGGUUCCAGUUCCACUGUGAUUGUUUUUGCUAAGAUUGAAUACAGUUCAGAUGAUUUGAUGGUUGAAACAGUUCUGUGUUGAUUUGUUGAUUGGAGUGCAUAAUCUAUACAAUCCAUAAACACACUGAAAGGAGACUCCUGCGAACUAAACCGUUCAGCGUAGUCCAGUACCACAUUUAUUGUUGUGACAUUUUGAGCACGAUUGGAGACAUAUUAGCAGGAAAGAAGGCAAAGCUUGCCCAUGCCUGCCUAUGCAUAGUUGCAUUCAGUACCAUAAUAUACUGUUAAGACAUGCGUGCUACCCUUAGUAAGCCUUGUCCUUACACUUAGUGGACAUGUGCUAUAUAAAUAUAUAUAUAUAUAUAUAUAGUUAUACACACACAUACACGUAAAUAUAUCUACUAUAAUGGCAUACUACUAAUGAUUAUUAAUAACUUAGCAGUUAAGCUUAAGCAUAAUCUUACCUUGUAUUGAUUACAUAGAAAUUCUUGUUAUUGAGCUAUGCUAUAUGACAUGUAUUGCUGAUUAGAUGGUUAGUGAUCUUUUUUCUUUGAGUCAUUCCAGGAUUGUCCGUUUUGUGAGGUCAAGAAUUUGCUGUCCCAAACUGCCUCAAAUAUUUUAGAAAAAACGUAAUUGAUGUGAAAUAUGCUAUAAGAUGAUGUGUUAUGGAGAAAACUUUGAUGUGAAGAAGCAGAUUUGGGUCAUCAGACUUGGUAGGCAUACUACAGAUCAGAUAAAAAAAGAUUCAAACUGGAUUGGAUACUAUGGUGGACAUUCUGGAAUGACCUAGUUGUACGCUUUUACUGAGGGAUCUUAUUAUUACUACCGCUAUUAUUAUGAUGAUGACAGUAACGAUAAUGAUUGCCAUUAUGACUACUUCUAUCCUAUAUGCUAUUGAUAUAUGUAUAUGUUAAUUGCUAUGUAUAACACUUUAAAUAUAUGUAUCCAUGUAUGAAUAUAAUACUUAACAGUGAAUUAUGUCUAUGUAUGCUUGGUGAACUGUCCGGAAGAAAAGGAAACAGAUUAUAGCAUUGAGAUUUUUGGGUAGUGGUCCGUUUAUGAUCUAUUAAUCUGAAAAUAAGUGGACGUAGUUAUUGGAAUUUUGAGUUCCUCUCCACUUUGUUGGAUAAUGGGAUACUCAUUUUAGUGGUAAAGGCUCUGUAGAAUGUGACAUCUUAACUAGCAAAUACACUUUCCACUACAUUUUUUAAUUCAGUAAACAUUGUGUAUUUUAUGUACUGGGACGGAACACAAAGCAUACAUGGAUAUUUAUGUUUGUCUGCAUAGCGCCUUAUACAAUUUAUAUACCACAUUUAUAUACAAUUAUAAAUAACACAUAAUCCUACUCUUUCAGUAUAUUGAUAUAUAAACUGUUAGAAAAUAGAUUCAAGGGGAUGAAAGCGUAUUGUAAAAUUUCCCCGGUUGUUUUUGUGAAGGUAGGGACUAAUGUAACUGGUUUUGCACGCAACUCUGAAGAAUGUGAUUAGAUUGAGUUGUUGCGCUUCACUUUAGGCUACAGUUAAGGUGGAGUAGUGUGCAUAACUGCGGAGAGAAAGAUAAAACGGAGAAGCGCGGUUGACAGUCUCUAUUACUCAAACAUGAGAUGGGGUUUACAAUCAGUCAUAUUCAUAUCAAGGGGUUAGUGCUGCUGGCCAUUGAAGGGCUGUAGCAAUGGUCAUCUACUCACUAUUUUCAUUCUCUGCUUGAGUUUAUCAUGAAAAUAAAAUGUUAUGGGCUUCCUGGAGUAAAUACGAAGGUGGACCAUAAAUGUUUUAAUAACAACCCAUAUAAAGCCUGAAAAGGCAAUGCAGGAUUUAACAAACAUGGUCAGUUUGUUACAGUGGAUUGAUUUUUCACUUGUUUAACAAGAUAACCAAUUAAAUCAGUUUUAGUGUAAUGAAAAGAUAAAACAACACCUGUUUUGUACUGUAUUUUUACAUUUGUUUGUUUUGUUUCUCUUUUUCCUCCCUGGUUGGAAGUGAAAUAUGAUUACAGUGGACCAAAUCUCAUGAAUGUGUUUAACAAUAAAUAGACUGUUUUAGAACAUAA